Messenger RNA from Camelina sativa (false flax), 1355 nucleotides. The record is from RefSeq and is a predicted model, not a curated record. Lineage: Eukaryota; Viridiplantae; Streptophyta; Magnoliopsida; Brassicales; Brassicaceae.
AAAAUAGUAGAAAACAAUUCAAUCAAAAUCCAAAAACAAAGGGAGCAACUUUAAUUUUGUCCAAAAAAAAAAAGGGAGCAACUUUAACAUUCACUAUCCUCUCUCUCUGUCUCUCUCUUACAAAAUCUUACAGCUUUAUGUUUUAAGCGUUUGAAAGAUCCGAUCUUUUUUCACACGAUCAGGGUUUUGGCGGUUAGUAAUACUGUUAUCUCUCCGUUGAUCAGAAGAAAAAAAAAAAGUUCUUAAAGCCUUUAUGUGUAUAUAUGUCUCCAAAACAUCUGGAAUUGUCACAAAGCUCCGUGGAGUCUUGCACCUUACAUCUUCUCUCAUGGCGGCCGUUUCAAACCACCGCUGUUCCCAAAACCCUGGAUUCAACAACAGAGCCGCCACACAAAACGUAUGACUCUCACUCCACUCCCAAACGCCCUUGUCUCUCCGACCGAUCCACCGCUUUCUCCAUCGAAGCUUUUAGCCGCCUCUCGAUAGCAGACGUGGACAACAGUGGAGUGAAAUCGAGUUACACGAGAGGAGGUUUCAGGCCAGUGGAGAGAAAACGGCGUCGUCGUGGGUCGAGAUCGGUUUCUGGUCGAAGUAGUGAUCGGAGCGGGACUCUUCGGUGCUGCUCUGUGAAUGCUCAAGUGACCACUUGCUCUGAAUUUCAAUUCGCUGUUGGUGGUACUACUGAUUCUAGUGGAGAGCUGUUCUGUGAAGCGAAUUGGUCCUCCGAUGUGAGUGAGGCGGCGCGUAAUUCGCGGAGAGAUCGAGAUUUUGGAGAAAAGGAAGGUGGAUUCGGAUUAGGGUUUGGGAUUGGGAUUGGGGUUGUUGAAUCAAUGGGUAACGAAUCCGGUUACGGGAGCGAACCUGGUUAUAGAGGGGAUGCUGAAAUCGGUUAUGGUGAUGAGUUUGAUGAGGAAGAAGAAGACUCUAAGCCCUUGUUUUGGGGAGAUACAGAAUCAAGCAAGGAGAUUUGUGAUGGCGAGAAAAAGUUCUCUGACAAAAAAUCUCACUAUAGAUGCCGCCGAGGCAGAAGGAAUGAUUACAACAAAGCUGUUGAUUUCAUGACUCAUGACAUUUCUUUACUUCAUCUUCAACCUCAUAGAUUUGAUCAAAACAAUGGCGCUUCUUCAGGUGAGGGAUGUCAAACCAGAGUGAGAUGAAAACUACUUUGGAGUCUGCAAAGCGAAAUCAGCAAAGCCUUGAUAAGUUGUAUAUAGAUGUUGUAUUCAUAAUUUUGUAUUCUAAGAGAAUAAACUAAGGUUAAUGUAGUUUCCUCCACACCUUUUAAAUGCUGAGGAACUACUCCAGGGAAGCAACAAAUUGUAAUGUGAUUUUGUAAAGAUACUCGUUUGUUUCAA